This is a messenger RNA of Oppiella nova, 1551 nucleotides long. Lineage: Eukaryota; Metazoa; Arthropoda; Arachnida; Sarcoptiformes; Oppiidae. The record is from the annotation of a GenBank genome assembly.
CUCUCGUGGUGACGAAAUCGCAACACAAGACCUCUCGCGACGACAUUUUGGUGGAAAUGUUGAUCCCAAGAGGGCUCGCGACUCGACACUGCGUUCGCCUCGAGUUGGGCGACGACUCGCGCCUCCACUACAGAGGCGAAGGCAACGCAGCAUUGGUUGUGGCCGUCAGUGACGUCAGUGACGUCAUCGCCGAGCAGACCGUCAUUCGUCUCUUCAAACAGACGCCGGACACGCCUUGCGAGGGAUCGGCCAAUCGGAUCGCAAGACAGAUCCAGUUCGUCGAAUCGGUGAUCGCGCCCGCCCUCAGCCCCGCCUUCCACUGUCCGCCGCGUCUCGCGCUCCUCUCCGAAGAUCAGAUCCGCGCCAUCGACCGUCUCGUGCGCGACAAACGGCCGCGCUUCCGUCUCGCGAAAGGGAUCGUCACGUGUGGCGACACUUACGCCCUUCUGCUCGAAGACUACUGUUGGCUUCCGACUUGUCUUCGGAGGAGAGGAUUCGCGACCGAAGGACCGGUAGUUUGCGUCGAGAUUAAGCCGAAACAGGGAUUCCUUCCCAAACCGGAAGUGCUCUCCGAAGAACUCAGAGUCAAGGCUCGCGUUUGUCGCUAUUGUUUGAAGCAAUUCCGCAAACUGUCGAAGCACUCGAUCGCGCGCCGCUCGCAAUACUGUCCCCUCGAUCUGUUCAGCGGAUGUCCGCACAGAACGCAGACGGCGUUGAGAGCGCUCGUAGAAGACCCGCAGAACAACUUCCGCGUCUUUCGCGACGGGCGUCACGUGUUCGGUGACGACACCAACUUCGCCCUCCCAACCCUUUUGCGCGACUUUUGCGGCCAAUCGGAGGCCGACGUUGUGCCCGCCCUCUGCCGACUGCUGGCCAAUGCGCUCGCUCUGCGCGUUGACGUCAACCGCAAACGCCCGCCAAUGAGUGCGCCGGCCGAGGAGUGCGCGCUCCACCCGCACCGCUGUGCGUGCAAUGGGGGUGGAGAGCACGCGCUGGCCGUGGGCUCCGUUCUGGAGGCCGUUCUUUGGGCGCAACGCUUGGAUUGCGUGGACUCGAAGUUGGCCUCAGAUAUGUUGCGAACGAUGAGUGAAAAGGAAAACAACAAUUUCUUGCACUUCUCGUGUCCGCCGAACGCCAAAGAACUCGUUCGCGAAGACGUUCCGCACGAGUCGGAGCUCGAGUCCCUCCAGAGAAAGGUCUACCAGUUUCUCGUGUCGUUAACGGCGAAAGACUGCUCCAUAAUGAUCGCAAUGCAGAGACUGCGCGCCAAUGAGGACGUCUCUCAAGUUCCCGAAUGCCAUCUGUUGUCGGACUCGCGGAACAAGUAUUUGGUUUCGAUUCGCGUCACAGAUUUGGACGAAAAGGAGACGAAGAAGAUCGAGAGGACGCUUCUGAAGGACCGCCGAAUGAUUAGCGCCUAUAAUGCCUAUAAUAGCGCCCAAAGCCUGUUGUGAAGCCUUUGUUUACUAGUCUUUGAAAUUUUAAAGUCACUUAAUAUUGAGUUUUAUUUAUUCGUAAAACCAUUUUAUUCUCGUUUUCAAUGAAAUCCUA